CGCGACGCAUCACGCACGACCCGACCGACGCGAGACCACGAGAAAUGUUUCAGAACCUUUUCGGUAACCCCAAGGGAGCGCAGAAGGGCGGAGCUCCCAAGGCUGCCCCCGCGGGCAAGUGCCCGUGGGCGGACUGCAGCUGCGGCGCGGGAUGCAAGUGCGGCGCCAACUGCAAGUGCGGCUCCAAGCGACGCUGAUCACGCGGCACACUCGCGCGCGUCGUCAGCACCGAAACGACGAACCCCAGACUAGCGCAUAGGUACAGGUAGACGAGCGAGAGCCAGCCGUCGCGGACCCGCGUCGGAGCGAGAUGGUCCCGGCGCCGUCCAUGCCCGACCUCCAGACGGAGGCCAUGGAUCUCGCCGAGAAGGGCGCCAAACUCGCGUGCGGCUCGAGGUUCAAGCGCCUGCCCCGCCUCAUCCUCCGCAAGCUCUCCCUUCCCGUCGUCGCGGUGAUCGCCAUCAUCUGGUUCGUCUACGCCGAGGCUAUGGCCGUGGCGACGCGGUGGAUGGAGAACAGCGUGCCCGGGGUGAUGAACACCGGUGUGCUCUCGUUCAACGCGGGCGUCGGUUUCCUCAUGUACCUGUGCUGCGUGUACAGGGACCCGGGGAGGGUGCCGACGGCGUGGCGACCCCCAUCGCUGAACGACUUGGAAACCGGCGAAUUGGAGUCCGGGGUUGACGGGGGGACGCAUGGUCAUCACGGCGGACUGCAGGAGCUCAAGCGCAAGGGCGGCGCGCGGUACUGCAAGAAGUGCGCAAAGUACAAGCCCCCGCGGACGCAUCACUGCAGGGUGUGCAACCGGUGCGUUUUGCGCAUGGACCACCACUGCGUGUGGGUGAACAACUGCAUCGGCCACCGCAACUACAAAUCGUUCUUCACGUUUUUGUUUUACAUUACAGUCGCGUGUUGCCACGCGUUUGGUAUACUGGCGGGGGACGCGAUCGGGCGGUUCAGCGGCGACGACGACGACGUGGGGAAGAGCCACGCGGAUCACAGGGUGAACCACGGCGAGGACGACGGCGUCGCCGCCUCCGUCGCCGAGAUGGCCGCGUUGAUUUUAUCGCUGUGCCUGUCUGUGGCGCUUUGCCUGCUGUUCGGGUGGCACUGCUACCUGGUGGUGAACAACAAGACCACGAUCGAGCACUACGAGGGCGUGCGGUCGAGGCUGGUGGGGCCCAAACCCGGCGACGUCGGUCAGGCGGGCGGCGACGGCUACGCGCCCAGUCUGGACGGCGUUCAGCACCCGUACUCGCUGGGUGCGAGGGCCAACCUGAGGGAGAUCCUCGGGCGGAGGGUCGCGUGCUGGCUCGCGCCGGGGUGUUCCAUCGCGGGAGACGGCCUGAGCUUCGCCAACGUCGCGAGCAUGGGGUACGCGCGGUGGGCCAAGGAGAAGGCGCUGCGGGAGAGCGAACUGACCCUCAUGGGCGAGGAUUGAUCGAGUUUAUAGACUUUCAUCGAAUCCGCAAUCGCGUC
Molecule: messenger RNA, 1476 nt
Organism: Micromonas commoda
Lineage: Eukaryota; Viridiplantae; Chlorophyta; Mamiellophyceae; Mamiellales; Mamiellaceae
Exons: 2
Coding region: 311-1438 (375 amino acids)
Molecular function (GO): palmitoyltransferase activity
Source: RefSeq, a predicted model, not a curated record